Messenger RNA from Fimicolochytrium jonesii, 1620 nucleotides. RefSeq lists its product as uncharacterized. Lineage: Eukaryota; Fungi; Chytridiomycota; Chytridiomycetes; Spizellomycetales; Powellomycetaceae. The record is from RefSeq and is a predicted model, not a curated record. The transcript has 4 exons. The coding region runs from base 1 to 1620 and encodes 539 amino acids.
AUGGCACUACUGGCGACGCACACACAGGACGACAUUACUUUCAGUCUUGAUGGCCUCGAUAGGAGCACCCCGUCGCUUCCAGGAUCACCCCGGAGAAGCCCGCCUCUGCCGACUGACGCCGGUAAAAACGCGCUACACAGAGAUAAUGGGCCUGAAAUCGCCGCGUUGCUGCACCACCUCCAAAGCACCAGGCCGCCAAUACUCUCACCCUCCUCGGGACCAGCAAAGGACGACGGCGAGGCGGGAAAAGUGAAUGAUAGGAGAUUUGUGCUGUCUACAAAGCAGCAGCAUCCCAAGAGUCGCUCUUCAAAACCUUUGGCUUCACACGUCGAGACGCGAGAACCGAGGCCGAAGUCUGCACCGCGUGUAAGGCGAUCUUCGCCAGCGGCUCGAGCAGCCAAAGAUUUUGCGCGUGAGACCGCUUUACAGCGUCGCCAAAGCGGCACUAUGAAGAUCCAUCAGCGGCUUGACAACGCUAUACUCGACGCGCGGUCAAGCCUUGCUUUGGAGACCGUUGGUAGACGAAAGAAACUGUUGGAGCACUUGUUGAUAGAGCGAACGAGACUGGUCCUCAGUGAAGGAGCCGAUCUGGUGAAUCUGGGACACAUUGGUGUGAAGGCAAACAGGAGAGAACGGAAGCCUACCAACAAAAUAAAGGAUGACGCGUCAAAAUAUGGGAAGCCAAAGCAAUAUGCAAGUAUGGAGCUACGAGAGGACGUAAAUAACCAUUCAUCCCGAAUGAUACGGCCGCUGAAGCCGUCGUCAAGGAAAGCAGACUCACCUCCGACUGUCCAUGUUCGAAUAACGGCAACGAACGAGACGACUGGCGGCCAGGGUGCGCCUUCUGUAACGUCCUCCCACACAAAAGUCUUACCACUGGAGACACAAGCGCGAGAUAGUGCUGAGAUAGUGGCGGCAAAGAUUUUGGAGGCGCUCCGCCACUCGUUGGCUCUAUCAAGUCAAUCCCAAAAGCCGCAACAGUUUGCUCGACCGCCAUCACAGAUAUCUGCUACUCCAAGGAGUCCUGUCCUGCAUCCACAGAAAAACAAGCAUGCGCCUGAAAAGCAUGAUGACAUCCCGGAACCUGUUGGGGAGCCCACCAGCAACGAAUGCAAUACUGGUGGUCGCAAAGUUACCGAAGAGGUUGAUGACCCAAGUAUAGCGGAAGAAAAAUCACCGGCAACUACACAUGAAAUCAUAACCCCGAAUGACCCGGUGAAUUUGACUCCACCCAAACCUAUGCCCCGCACGCAGAUGAGAGACACGCCUGAGUGGCCAAUCUCGAAUGCAGAGGACUCAGAUGAUUCAGGGAGUAGCUCAGAGAGCGAAGAUGGCAAAGGACAUAUACACGAUCUUUUAUACGCCUUUGUGAAUAAUGUACAACGGAGCGAUGCACUGGCAGGGAGUUUCUUGGUGGCCGGCUCCAGAUCCGAUCAACCUAGCGGCAAUGAGCAGAAUGACGAUGAAAGACUCACGUCGGAGCAGCAACAUGCCUGCGUUGCGUAUGGCCAAAGACUGAAAACCAAGAUCUUCCACUUGAUGGAGCUAUAUAACUCACUUUGCCAGCAAAUGGAUGGCUUCGUAUAUGCCAUGAACUUGGACCAGAAGACCGUACUAUGA